UCAAUCAAUCUAUGGAGAGCCGAUCUUGAAGGCGCGGAACAUUUAUCUGGGCACCCCGGACGGUGCUAAACAAAACCGUUCAAGUGCGACGGGUGCGUGUGUGUGUCUCUGCGUGUUCCUUUUAGCGGGAUCUGUGAGUGCGAACAACUCGUCCGAGCUUCCAGCCCUUUAUGGCGAUGAACUGAUUUGUUGCUGUUGUUGUUGUUGUUGUUCUUUCCUCGUUCCCAACCGGAGUCGGUGACGACCUUCUGGCGGUUUUUCCCGCGUCUCCUUCGUUUGGCUCCCAGCCCAGGCGACGAAAGGAGGGGGGGGGAUAGAGACUGCAGGGAAGAGAUGCCAGGGGCGUCUGAGCACCCCGAUUUCGCCCCCUCCCUGGUGGAACAGGAGGCCCCGCGGGGCAGUUCGUGAGGGAUGGCCUCCGCGGCGCCAUGGAGUGGCAAUUCAACUUGCUCCUCUACCUGGCGCUUUUCUUCCUUCUGCUCUUCCUGCUUGUCCUGCUCCUCUUCGGGGUCAUUAAGCAGCUGAAGAAUUCCGUCGCCAGUACCGGCGCCCUCCAACCCGGCCGCCCCUCUUUGCGAGAGCCCUGGGGCGUCUGCCGCGAGCAAACCUUGUGAGGCGACGCGCCCCCGCCUGGACUGAAAGGCGAAGGACGCCCUGCCACUUCCAAGGAGCAGCCACAGAGUUCCUCAUUCAGCAAAGCAGGAAGUCAAAGCAAACUGUAAUCAGUAGCUGAAGAAAAGCAUGCUGUUGCCAGCCCGAAAGGAGCAGUAAUUAAAGGUGUAUGAAAACUUUGUAGCAAGGACGAAGAUCAUAGAAACAAAAUAGCAGCAUCCUUGUUGCCAUUUGAAGAUGUAAAAGAAAAGGAAAAAGAAGGAAAGGAAAGGAAAGGUCUGGCCAGAGGAGCAUCUUCAUCCAGCUUGGGUAGAAUCCAAAAGGGCGCCCACUGGCAGAUACAAGGACUGAAUGAAGCAUGCUUUUCAAGUGGCGAGCAUAGGUCCUUGACUUAACAGCCCAUUGUUAAAUCAGCAAGAUUAUGGGGAAAUGACAGCUGCCAGCAGAGAACAUAGCAGCCCGGCAGCCAGCAGAGAACAUAGCAGCCCGGCAGCCCAGGAUGAAAUGGUUCCAUGGGACAGCGACCAGCCCUUGAGAGAAAAGAGCCUGGCAGUCACUGCAGCCAAGUGAACUGCAUCUGUCCGUUUGGAAUCAGGCGUUGAAGACCAUCCAGUGUAAAAGACUCA
Messenger RNA from Ahaetulla prasina, 1238 nucleotides. RefSeq names its product small integral membrane protein 43 (gene SMIM43). The transcript is spliced from 3 exons. Bases 429 to 614 code for a protein of 61 amino acids. Lineage: Eukaryota; Metazoa; Chordata; Lepidosauria; Squamata; Colubridae. The record is from RefSeq and is a predicted model, not a curated record.